CACGUCGGCGUAACACGUGCAGUCAGCGGAGAUUUCCAGAAGCUGCGAGAGUGGUCGGAGCCCGAGGCCGCCUGUCGGAACCCCCCGCCCGCAGAACCUGCGCCCCCGCCGGAUCGACCUGAGCAACACGCCGCCGUCAUGCUCUACCUGGUGCGCUCGGCCUCUCGGCGCCUUGCCGCCGCCACCACGGGCCAUUGGAAUGGACUGAGCCAGGAUGUACUUCAAACAUUGACAAGGCGUAAUUAUGCGUCAGAAGCUAUUAGAGGUGCAGUUAUUGGUAUUGAUCUGGGCACAACUAAUUCCUGCGUUGCUGUGAUGGAAGGCAAGCAAGCAAAGGUACUUGAAAAUUCAGAAGGUGCAAGAACAACUCCCUCUGUAGUUGCCUUUACAGCAGAUGGAGAACGUUUAGUUGGGAUGCCAGCCAAAAGGCAAGCAGUAACUAACCCUAAGAACACCUUAUAUGCUACAAAACGCUUGAUCGGACGACGUUUUGAUGAUGCUGAAGUACAGAAAGAUAUCCAAAAUGUGUCAUAUAAAAUUGUUCGUGCCUCUAAUGGUGAUGCAUGGGUGGAAGCUCAUGGGAAGAUGUACUCUCCAAGCCAAGUGGGAGCAUUUGUCCUGAUGAAGAUGAAGGAAACAGCAGAAAGCUACCUGGGACAAUCUGUGAAGAAUGCAGUUAUCACGGUUCCUGCAUAUUUCAAUGAUUCCCAAAGACAGGCUACAAAAGAUGCUGGACAGAUAUCUGGAUUGAAUGUCCUACGAGUCAUUAAUGAACCCACUGCAGCAGCUCUAGCGUAUGGAUUGGACAAAUCUGAAGACAAAGUUAUUGCUGUCUACGAUCUGGGUGGUGGCACCUUUGAUAUUUCUGUUCUGGAGAUUCAGAAAGGAGUCUUUGAAGUAAAAUCCACAAAUGGGGAUACUUUUUUGGGCGGUGAAGACUUUGACCAGGCACUACUCAAACACAUCAUCAAAGAAUUCAAGAGAGAGUCUGGUGUGGAUCUCACCAAAGACAACAUGGCUCUGCAACGUGUAAGAGAAGCAGCAGAGAAAGCCAAAUGUGAGUUGUCUUCAUCCCUUCAGACUGACAUCAAUCUUCCUUAUUUGACAAUGGAUGCAUCUGGACCAAAGCACUUAAAUAUUAAAAUUACUCGUGCUCAAUUUGAGAACAUUGUUGCUGAUCUAAUUAAGAGGACUGUUAAACCUUGCCAGAAAGCUAUGCAAGAUGCUGAAGUGAACAAAAGUGACAUUGGUGAGGUCAUUCUUGUAGGUGGAAUGAGCAGAAUGCCAAAGGUUCAGGCAACGGUUCAAGAGCUCUUUGGUCGUUCCCCCAGUAAGUCAGUAAAUCCAGAUGAAGCUGUGGCUGUCGGUGCUGCCAUCCAAGGUGGAGUGCUUGCUGGUGAUGUCACAGAUGUCUUGCUGCUUGAUGUAACACCUUUGUCACUGGGUAUUGAGACCUUGGGAGGUGUUUUCACUAAGCUCAUCAACAGGAACACAACAAUUCCAACAAAGAAAGGCCAGGUCUUUUCAACAGCUGCUGAUGGUCAGACACAGGUUGAAAUCAAAGUGUUCCAAGGAGAGCGAGAGAUGGCAGCUGACAACAAGCUUCUAGGACAGUUCACUUUGGUUGGUGUGCCUCCAGCACCCCGUGGUGUUCCUCAAAUUGAAGUUACAUUCGAUAUUGAUGCCAAUGGUAUUGUCCACGUUUCUGCAAGAGACAAAGGCACAGGCCGUGAGCAGCAAAUUGUUAUCCAGUCUUCUGGUGGACUGAGCAAGGAUGAUAUUGAGAACAUGAUUAAGAAUGCAGAGAAAUAUGCUGAAGAAGACAGGAGGAGAAAGGAAACAGUUGAAGCAGUCAACACUGCUGAAGGAAUUAUUCAUGACACAGAAUCUAAAAUGGAAGAGUUCAAGGAUCAGCUUCCUAAAGAGGAGUGUGAUAAAUUGAGAGAAGAGAUUACCAAGGUGAAGGAUCUGUUGGCACGCAAGGAUUCUGAGACAGGUGAAGCCAUUAAAGCAGCAGCAUCCAAUCUACAGCAGGCUUCACUGAAGCUCUUUGAGAUUGCAUACAAGAAGAUGGCAUCCGAGAGGGAUAGCUCAGGCAGCGCAGAAAAUACAGAGAGUGGAGACAAGAAAGAAGAGAAACAAUAGAAGACCCUGAAGUAAAUGCUAUAAUGAACUGGCAAAGGGGCGUAAGCUUGGGAGCAGCAGAGCAAGCAAAGAACUUAUUUCCCUGAGCGAAUUUGCACGAUAUUCAUUCUUGUACUGUGUUUUUGCAGUAUCCUAUACAUAGUUUUGCUUUCUGAGUAAUAUCAGCAUUGAGUCUGCAUUUUAACAAAUGACAGAUGCCAUUCCUGUGACUUAAAUUACUUUCUGUAAGAAAUGUAUCUCGAAGAGCCAGACUGUUAGAAUAAAUAAACUGUUUACAGUGAGAUUGUAACUUCCUGUAUGUGGUAAGUUCCUUUCAUUUGGGUAGUGGCAGUGAAAUACAGUAGUUCAUAGGCCACUGGCAAUGUCUUAAUUUAUAAGCAGGUUGGUUUGAUCAUGGAAGACCAUUUUGUUCAGCGUCGGUGUAAAAUGGGUAGUAGCACUUGUUUGACUCUAAAUCUGGUGAAUAAUAUUUUUGGGACUUGUGCACAAGAGGUGACUUAUGAAUGCUUGAAAUGAAAACUAUACAACAAAUACAGUCCAAAGGAAAUAGUAUGUAUAACAUUAUUUAUAAGAACUCCUUCACCUACAAUGAUCUUUCAGCUGGAUGAUUGUUAACUUAAAAUGACUUUUCACUUUUAUCAUGUACUUUGUUCAUUACCAGCACCAUUUAUCUAUUCCCUAUUCAGCUCCUUUAAAUGAUGAUAAUGUUUGCUUUUGUUCACUGAUUUGUUUAAUAGAAAAAGCCACAUUACACAAGGCCAUCUCUGGUUCUUACACGAGAUACAGUUGCUACAUUGAGAUGAUGCUAAAGACACAGGUACUUUCACAUCGUUGAGUUUAUGAUCCAAUCAGUUACAUACUGGAUAAAUUAUUUUUUAGGUUUGAUUUAGUUUUUCUGAUUUCUAGUGUUAGUGGAAGGGAGUGAUAGAGUAGAGAGUUUGAAGAAUAAUUGUGGCGCUGCUGCUGCUAGUUGUUAAUUUUACUGAGUUGUAAUUAAAUUCCAACAAACUAUUGAGUAAUUCCAGUCUUGUGAUUUCUUUUUAAUAAAAAGUUAAAUUGAAAUGA
Molecule: messenger RNA, 3210 nt
Organism: Hypanus sabinus (Atlantic stingray)
Lineage: Eukaryota; Metazoa; Chordata; Chondrichthyes; Myliobatiformes; Dasyatidae
Gene: hspa9
Product: heat shock protein 9
Exons: 17
Coding region: 139-2145 (668 amino acids)
Biological process (GO): protein refolding; cellular response to unfolded protein
Cellular component (GO): cytoplasm; mitochondrion
Molecular function (GO): ATP binding; heat shock protein binding; misfolded protein binding
Source: RefSeq, a predicted model, not a curated record